Molecule: messenger RNA, 10189 nt
Organism: Rhagoletis zephyria (snowberry fruit fly)
Lineage: Eukaryota; Metazoa; Arthropoda; Insecta; Diptera; Tephritidae
Source: RefSeq, a predicted model, not a curated record
AUGCCCGAGGCCAGCGGAUUAACAGCUAGCGGCCUCAUGGAGUCCAUCAAGCCGGGUGAGGUGAUUCUGCAGAAGCUCUUCUACGAGUUCACCGUUCUCGCCGACAAGAAGAUCGACCAGGUGUUGAACAAUGAGCCACUUGAGCGACCGCUUGCCAAGUCUCUUCAACGCGGCGAAGAUCCCAUUUUUGAUCAGCUUUUGACCGCUUUCGGCGCCGCUGCCGAACACUGUCUGCCAUCGCAGCUACGAGUCCUGUACGAAUGGCACGAACGACAGCUCUCACCAACCACCGCCUUCUUUGAGGAUAAUCAGCGGCUAAUUAAGUCAGCAACAGAUUCUCCGGAAAUCGACCUCUUUUACAUUUUAGAAAAGCGUGAUCUGGCCAUUGAGUUCAUCUUUUGUUUGGUGCUCAUUGAAGUGCUCAAGCAGCUACCUCUGCACCCUGGAUAUGACGACCUGACGACCCAUAUCGAGAAUCUUGCCUUUAAGCACUUUAAAUUCCGCGAGGAUGUCUCCAAUCCGAAUCUCUACAACAUCAACAUGAUCGCUGACUUGUACGCCGAAGUGAUCGGCGUCCUCGCUCAGUCCCGUUUCCAGUCAGUUCGAAAGCGCUUCAUGAAUGAGUUCAAAGAGCUCCGCGCCAAAGAGCCUUCUCCAAUUACGACGCACAGUAUCAUCUCACUGCUGAUGGGCAUGAAGUUCUUUCGCGUAAAGAUGGUGCCCAUCGAGGAGUUUGAAGCCAGCUUUCAGUUCAUGCACGAGUGCGCCGUGUACUUCAUCGAAGUCAAAGACAAGGACAUCAAACACGCUCUGGCCGGUUUGUUUGUGGAGAUUCUCGUGCCUGUCGCCGCCACGGUGAAAAAUGAAGUGAAUGUGCCCUGUCUGAAAAACUUUGUGGAGCUUCUCUACGGAGCCGUCGUGGACUUGAGCACCAAAAAGAAGCACAGUCUGGCGCUUUUUCCGCUGGUCACCUGUCUCCUCUGUGUGUCACAGAAGAGUUUCUUCCUCAACAACUGGCACUACUUUGUCGCCAUGUGCCUCAGCCACCUGAAGAACCGCGACCCGAAGAUGUCCCGAGUGGCCCUUGAGUCGCUGUACCGUCUGCUGUGGGUGUACAUGAUUCGCGUCAAGUGCGAGUCCAAUGCCUCCACCCAGGUCCGCCUGCAUUCAAUCGUCAACUCGCUCUUUCCCAAAGGAUCAAAGGGCGUCGUGCCGCGAGACACUCCGCUGAAUAUUUUCGUAAAGAUCAUCCAGUUCAUCGCCCAGGAGCGCCUUGACUUUGCGAUGAAGGAAAUAGUCUUUGACUUGCUCUCCGUUGGACGACCCUUCAAGAUCAUAAUGACGCCGGAGAGGAUGAGCAUCGGCUUGAGAUCUUUUCUCGUUGUGGCCGACAGCUUGCAGCAAAAGGACGGCGAACCACCGAUGCCUCGCUCCCUGGGCGUUCUCCCUUCAGGCAACACACUUCGCGUGAAGAAGACUUUUCUCAAUAAGAUGCUCACUGAUGAGAUGGCAAAGAACAUUGGCAUGAACCACUACUACCCGCACGUGCGAAAGACGCUGUCGGACAUUCUGCGCGCCCUUGACGUCCAGUUCGGCCGGCCCCUGAUGACGACCAACUUGGCGAACUUGAACAAAGAGCCCGAUGACAUGAUCACCGGAGAGCGGAAGCCGAAGAUUGACCUCUUUCGGACGUGCAUUGCCGCCAUUCCUCGCCUCAUCCCCGAUGGAAUCUCAAAGACGGACCUCAUCGAGCUGCUCUCCCGCCUCACCGUCCACAUGGACGACGAGAUGUGCGUCCUGGCGUUUCAGUCACUGCAAAACCUCAUCGUCGACUUCUCCGACUGGCGAGAGGACGUCAUUGAUGGCUUUGUGCACUUUAUCCUCUACGAGAUUGGCGACCACUUUCAGCCGCUGAUUGAGAACGCCCUGAAGAUGCUCUACCAGCUGCUCACCAGCUGGAAGAAUGUCAUUCAACAGCAGCUCGGGAAGAAGGUGGUCACCAGUCCUGAAGGGGUCAGCUCGGUGAACACCACCGUGCCCAUGCUGUCGAAGAGUAAGCUCGAGCAAAUUGGAACAGUGCUGUACAAGGUGGACGCCCUCAGUCUGGUCAUGCUCUGCUACUGCCGACAGCCGUCGAGGAAGCUGGCUGCCUUGAUUCUCAAGGAGUCGAAGAUCAUCUCCAAUGUGGUGACCGCCUCUGUGAUCAGCCACACAGCUGACGGACAGGCGUUCACUACGCGCAUCUACGACGAGCCAGUCGCCAGUGUCAUCGACGCCGUCUGUCCGAACAUCAUCGAGAACUGCUUUCCCUACCUGACCUCCAGUGAGCGGGCGGCCAUCAUCUCAAUGUCGUACCAGGUGGACCUGCAGUGGCUGGCAGAGCGCGGCGGCGCCUCCUGGGUGCUCUUUGAGCGCGUCUCUGACACCAAUCUCAGCGCCAACCUCACCGGGGCGACCGACUCGGGCCGGUCCAGUGAGACGCGAAGUGACUCGCGAGCCGGCUCAAGCGUCACCUCGAUGACGCAGUCGUCGAUUGGCGUGCCCAGCGCCACGGGCACCGUCUCCUCGACGCAGUCAAUGACCAGCUCGAUGAGCUCGGCCAUUGGCCAGAGCAUUGCCGACAAUUCCUCCUUGUCGGCGGACUCCUCUUCGUCCGCCUCGCCGGCCGACGACGAGCUGAAGCUGAACGCCUGGAGCACCUGUCUGAUGGCGAUGCUGCAGGAGGCGGUGAUGAAGCACUGUCCCAGUGUGACCAGCUACUGCUGGCAGUUCGUCUUCCACCGACUGAAGUCGCUCUUCACGCAAAUCGACCCCAAUCCGGUGAAUGACAACCGGUCGCUCAUUCUGCGCGGCUCCACCUCCUCCUCCAAUCUAAAGCGCUCCAUCUCCUCCUUUGACCGCUCCUACUACAUUGAACUGUGGAAGAACUACCUGAUGAUGGCCUGCUCAGUGGCCCCUAGUUCCAUUGUUCGGCCGCCCACACCGACGCCGCCACCGCCACCUCCUCCUGCAAAGUACCCAAUGACAGGUCUUUCUCAGGUGAAUCCUCACGCGCUGGCCGACUUGCUGGAAGAGCUCUUUCACCACUUUCGUGAGUCCAUGGAACGAAAGCCAAAUGAAAAGGUGCGCGUUAAAAAGCGCCGUGAGCUGCUGUUCGUUCAGAUUGGACGACUCUUUAAGUUUAUCUCUGAGCGGAAGAUUUUUGCUCAAUGUCCAGUUGUGGUGGAUAGUAGUGGGGCGUUCAGUUCAGUGCUCAUUGACUACAUUGAGCGAAUGAGAGUCUUUCUAGAGGGGGAAAUCAAAUCUAGCGAAUCGUCCAGUUACGUCGCCGACAUCAAGCUAAGUUACUGCCACUUUGUGUGCAAUCUCAUCAAAAGCUUCCCCAUCAGUCAGCGCUCAAGCAAGAUCAGCCGAGAGAUGCGCCAGAAUCUGUUUCGCCUGUUUGCCAGCAUGAGCGGCAAGUACGGGCAGAUGUUCCUGCACGUCAACUACCAGUAUCCGCUGCAGACGCUGGACUUCAGCAAAAUCACCGAGUUGGAGCACCUGGCGACGCGAUCAAUGUCCACCGUCCUCUGCGCUGGGCCACUCUUUGACCAGAAGAAUCUGCUGGACGGCAACAGCCUGUACUUCUGGCUGACGUCGCUGCUCAACUCGCGAGAUCGCCGCAUGAAUGAGAUUGGCCUCGAGUCGCUCAUUCUCCUGCUGGAAAGUAAUCUGGAUGCUGGCCCACUUCUUGAAUGGCUUGUGGAGUGCUGCUACACGAAGAACGCCAAAAUCGCCGACAGUUGCUUCACAGCACUGGCCACCAUUUUCUCCAUUCGUGACUAUCCUUGCGACCGCUACAUUGCCAUCAUCAUCGUCACCAUUGUCAAUGUCGCCUGUCCGCGCAUUGAAAUCCAGCAACUGGCCCUGCAACUGCUGCAAAUUCUCGACAAUCGCUUCUUUACGGGCAGUAGCUCCUAUCGGUCGGAAGUUCGCGUGGGCACCGCCUUGGACAGCAGUCCGCGACUGCGGGCUGAUCAGGAGGGCAGUCAACAGCGUGGUCACGGCCACUUUCUGUCCACCGCGCGAUCCCAUCACCAGAGCGGUCACUCGGCACACAGCAGUGCGAUGGCGGCUGGACUGGAGCCACUGCUGCUCAACCUGUACCCGUGCACCCAGGCGAACAUUGCCAAGCGCAUGGCCUACCUGCAUCCGCAGCUGACGAUGAUUGUCUUCAGUGAGAUUACCUUCCGCUUUCAGACGGCUCGACCGACGGUGUGCCAAAAUCUGCUCAACUUUCUCGUUCCCUGGCUCUACAACAUGCAACUGGUCGACCCGACGGCAGCACUAACUGGUGGUGGAGGUGGCUCUACUGGAGUGGACCGACAGUCAGCCGCCAAUCCGCUGACAGAGUCACUUGAAGACCCGGGCACUCCGGACGUGUACUCGAGGAAUCAGUUUGAGGACCCAAUGCAGCACAGCUACGGCAGUCAGUUCCGCGAGGGCUGGGGUUCACACAGCUACGGCAGUCAGUUCCGCGAGGGCUGGGGCUCAGUGGAGUCCACCGAGAUGGUCCUCAACAACCUCUUCUACAUUACCAUCAAGUUCGGCGACGAUUAUGCGCCCGAGCUGGAGAAGGUCUGGUCGUCGUUGUGCGCCAAUCGUCCCAACAAUCUGAAGAUUAUCGUUCGGUAUCUCUUCAUACUGACCGGCCUGUCGCCGAACGAGCUGCUGCCGUACGCGAAGCGCAUCGCCAUCUAUCUCGCCAAGUCACAGCCUGAACACCUCAUUGACAUUCUCAUGACCGAGCUGCAGGCGGUGGAGUUUCUCAACUUUAACGCCGAGCGAACGGAAGCCUUUCCCUACUUUCGCAUUGUCAAUCGAAAGUGCUCCGCCUCGCAUCUGCUCGACGACGACACGCCCAAUGCCACUGCCAGGCGAACCGAUUCCACCUCAGGACGCGACGCAGGGACGCUGCACACCAAGCGACACAGCAAAGACCUGCACGGAAAGUACCUCGAUCAGCCGCCGGGUGGUGGUGAGUCGGCCAACGGCGGCGGCGGCGGCAGUACGACGGGCUUCAACUCCAGCAACAACACCUCCUCUGAGGAGUGCAAUCUCAUUGGCGAUUUGAACCUCUCCAAUGAUGACUCAUCGCUGCCCAUCUCCGAGCGAUGUACGAAGCCUUCGACGCCGCAGCCGAGGCCGCUGCCGAUGCCCGAGUACGGCGGGUACUACGCACCGCUGAAUGACUUUCUCAUGAGCACCAGUGGCAGCAUGGGCGGCUUCCACCGGUGCAAUCUGGCGCUGAUGCUCAUCACCGAGAUCAUCACGCAGGACAUCUCGGUGGUGGACUGGUCGCCGCACAUUCCGCUGAUGCUGCACAUUCUCUUCCUCGGCAUGGACCACUCCAAGGCAAUUGUCUACGAGCACUGUAAGCAGCUGCUGCUCAACCUGCUCAUCGUCACGACGAAGCACGGCGACAACCUCAACGUGGCUCGCAUCCUCCUCAACAACCGCAUUCUCCGGCAGAACUACGGACUGUCGAUGCCCUUUCAGUUUCCCUACACGCACCUCAACGUCAAUCUAAUGUCAGGUGGAGAUGAGACCGACUCGGCGGUGCAGGAGCUGGUCGAUCGAGGCACUGUUGCUGGGGCUUGCUCGGGCGGACAGACGGGGAAGACCGGCACGGUGGGCGCAAGCACCUCUGGGGAUCUUGAUCUGAACCGAAUCUUCACAAAAAGCACUGAAAAUGUCGUCAGCGCAAUGUCUCCGGCGACUGCAGCAACAGCCUCGGCGAGUGCCGCCACCCAGUCAGACACCGUCAACUUGACGGACAUUCAGCUGAAUAUUUCCGGUGAUAAGCUUUCUGAUUCAGGCAGCUCAGCUGAGCCGAACGGACGCGAAGGAGGCGGCGAGAAGCCGCUGAAGAGUCAGUUUCUCCAGCAAGCGGCGGACAAGUCUGCGGACGCAAGGCCAAAGUUUGAUCUGUACAUCAAAACGCUGAUUGACUUUAUCAGCUCUAAGCAGAACGUUCCCCUGUGGAACUACGAGGACAUCACUGCCAAGCUGUGGCAGAUUCGCUCCGCCGAGCAGAUGGAGUGCUUUGUGGAGCACGUUUUGGGCGUCUUCAAGGAGUCCAUUCCCUACGCGAAGAUACAGAACCGAUGGGCGGAAAUUGCGCUCCANGUCAACUUGACGGACAUUCAGCUGAAUAUUUCCGGUGAUAAGCUUUCUGAUUCAGGCAGCUCAGCUGAGCCGAACGGACGCGAAGGAGGCGGCGAGAAGCCGCUGAAGAGUCAGUUUCUCCAGCAAGCGGCGGACAAGUCUGCGGACGCAAGGCCAAAGUUUGAUCUGUACAUCAAAACGCUGAUUGACUUUAUCAGCUCUAAGCAGAACGUUCCCCUGUGGAACUACGAGGACAUCACUGCCAAGCUGUGGCAGAUUCGCUCCGCCGAGCAGAUGGAGUGCUUUGUGGAGCACGUUUUGGGCGUCUUCAAGGAGUCCAUUCCCUACGCGAAGAUACAGAACCGAUGGGCGGAAAUUGCGCUCCAGCUGGCGCUCAGCUGUUCAUCUCGUCACUACGCCGGUCGAUCGCUGCAAAUCUUUCGCGCUCUAAAAGUGCCAAUCAACAGUCGAAUGCUGUCGGAUAUUCUCUCGCGACUGGUGGAGACGAUCAGUGAGCAGGGCGAAGACAUGCAGGGAUACGUCACCGAGCUGAUGCUCACACUCGAGUCGGCCAUUGACUCGUUUGACUUUAAGCCGCGUGACAUUUUCGAGCUGAUCAAUGAAUACUUUCACUUUGAUAAUGCUGACAUUGAGGAGCACGAGGAGGAGGAGGACGGGGAGGGGGAGGGAAAGGAAGACAAUGGCGAACACGGCGAACUGAACUGUCAUCCGGAGGAGAUUGAAGACCACGAUCUAAUGCACGACACUGAACUGGAGCUGCCUGGCGUCGUUCCCAGCCAAGCAGCUACUACUCCCUCGGCCAUUGCGAGGAAGGACGGUCAGGAGGGCGAGGCGGAGGCGGCGGUGGUGGUGACACCGGGCGGCGCCUCAGAGGCCAAUGAAGCGUCGCUCCACUCGACCUCCUCCUCCUCGACGCUGGUCACCGGAACGGCGGGCAUCACNAAGGAAGACAAUGGCGAACACGGCGAACUGAACUGUCAUCCGGAGGAGAUUGAAGACCACGAUCUAAUGCACGACACUGAACUGGAGCUGCCUGGCGUCGUUCCCAGCCAAGCAGCUACUACUCCCUCGGCCAUUGCGAGGAAGGACGGUCAGGAGGGCGAGGCGGAGGCGGCGGUGGUGGUGACACCGGGCGGCGCCUCAGAGGCCAAUGAAGCGUCGCUCCACUCGACCUCCUCCUCCUCGACGCUGGUCACCGGAACGGCGGGCAUCACCACCUCUCAGUCGCACACCGACUCGCUCACCAACAAUGCUAAGCUGCUGUUGAAGAUGCCCCUGCGCAGCACCUCCUACUCGAUGUCCUUUCCCACAAGAAAGUUUAAUUUUCUAGAGGAGGGACGGCAGAGUGGUGGUGGUGGUAGCGGUGGUGGCGGGGGCAGCAGCACUCGCUUUAGGACCACUACUGAUGUCGACCAGUUUUACAGUGGAAAGACGGGUGCCGGCAAGACGGGAAUGGGGCGGUCGCAGUCGGUUCAGUCGCUGAUGAAGAAUGCCGGCGGAGACUUUGCCGACGCUGAGAUGCCCAACCAGGACGCGGCGUAUCAGUUUGACGACAAAACCUCAAUACUGGCGCAGUUCUUCUGGAUUGCCGUCACACUUCUGGAGACUGACUUUGAGCAUGAGUUUGCCCUGGCGCUGCGCCUUCUGGAGAAGGUUCUCUCAAAGCUGUCACUGGAAGACCUUGAAGUGCAGGACAAAAUUGAGAAGAUUCUCUUUCACUUCAAGUGGCACAACUUUCCGGGCGUUCACUCGCUUCUGCUGAAGGGCCUCGCUUCUCCGGGCAACUACGAGGCAACGAUUAGUUUGCUUCACAAGCUGACGCCGCUCUUGAGCAUUCCUGUCAUUGACCCGGACAAGAGCGACACUGCCUUUCCAUUUCACGUGAUGGCAAUGCUGCCGUACAUGCUGCACAACUACGAUGACCCCAAUGAACUGUGCAUUGAUGCCGCCAAGUGUUUUGCCAAGUGGUGCAAUGAGAACUCGACAAAGCUGGAGAACCUGGCAACGGUGAUGACACUUUACAGCAAGCGAUGCUUUCUAAAGGAAAACUCUCAGUGGAUCAAGUGCGUUGUCAAGUACCUCUACGACGCGUACCCGAAUUCUUUUGUCAAUAUUGUGCCUUUCCUUGUGGAGAUUGCCGAAAAGGGUCCGCCGAUGCUGUUGAACCAUAUCCUCUCGAUUUUGCACUUUAUGCUAAUCUACAUUGACGUCUCUACUGCUCGACUGAUUAAUGCUGAUAUUCUCCGAGUGGCCAACAAGUACAUCGAAGGGCCGCAGUGGAAGGAGGCGUUGAAAAUUCUCAAGCUGUCCGUCUCUCGAUCUUCCAGUCUGGCAGCCCCUAGCUACUCCAGUUCGGCAAACUAUCCUUCAAGCAUCAUCUCUAACAUCGUCUCUUCGGGGCCCUAUCUGGACUGCAUCAGCAUUGCCUCAAGCAGCUUUGCCGAAAGCGAGUUCAGCUCCUUCAAGCAGCGAGAGCUACCGGGAAGGACGAUGAACUUUCACAUUGACCUCAGCCAGACGCACAUUGUUGGCUACAAGUUCAUUCAAAAGCGACAGCAGCUGUGCAGCAAUGUACAAGACACACAAGAGACGAUCACCGCCCAGGAGCAGCAGCAAAGUAGCAGCGCCGAAACGGUGGCGGAGAAGCGAAGCAAUGGCAGAGACACGAGAAUCCCCCUGGAGAAGCUGUUUGAGGUGAAGGAGGCCAUCUUCAUACCGCAGGAGAGGGAGAACAACUCCUCCAACACGCUGAGCAAACAGCGCAGCACUGCCUCUGCGCAGAUUCGCAUCAAGGAGCGCCUCAUUGGCCUGCUGAACCGAUGUGGACAGCGAAUUGGCGGCCUGCCAAAGAGUCCGUCGGUUAUCUUCUCGCAAAACAGUGACGUCAUUGAGUGUCACAAGUCAUCGAUGGCCUCCUCGGUGGAGGACAUCUCGGCGACCAACAACGACGUGUCGAAUGACUCGAAGCACGACGACACUGCCCACGGAGAGUUUGCCUUCUUCAAGGAAUUCGACUUUUUGGAGUACGAGCUGGAGAGUCAAGAAGGAGAGAGCCUGGACAACUUCAACUGGGGUGUGAGACGCAAGUCACUGUCCAAUCUGGACAACAGUCUCACUGAUCACGAGAAGAUUAGCCUGGAGGCGCCUAAUGGUGGCGGCGGUGGUGGCGGCGGCGGUGGCGGUGGCAUGAGCGGUGCCAAUUCCUACUCCACUGGAACGUUGAAGCCCAGCCGAGGUGAUCAGGGUGACCAGCGAACGUCGAUUGUGGUCAGCGGACUGCCGCCGCACGUGAAGAACAGUCAGAAGGACGACUUUAGCUCGGACGACGAGAUGGAGAGUGUGUCGCCGCUGGCAAUUGAGCUGACAAAGAAGUGCUGCGAUUUGCUGCCGGCCAACAGCCCGGACACUCACACGCAGAUCGUCUCCAGCAAGUUCCUCGAGCUACUGGACAUUGUCUCCUUUUCUGUCGAUUUUCCCUUCAUCUUCAUUGACCCUAAGCUCUUCAUCACCGUGAACAAACUGCUGGAGGACCACCAGUAUGCCAUCCUGGAGUUGCAGGCUCACUGGGAGACGUUCAACGAGAAGCGUGACUCGCUGAUGGCAGUCACCGAAAAGUGCUCAAAGAUAGUGCGACAGACACCGGAAGGGCCCAUUGUGGAGCAGAUUCACCUGAGCAAACUGUGCAAGAUGAUGUACAAGAUGCACUUUCAGCUAUUUUUGCUGUUUGAAAGCUACCUCAAAAUUGUCGAUUUGCUCAAAUCCAUUUCUGAGCACGCUGAGGUGCAAAACUAUUCAACUGAAAUAAGCAACAUCAAGAAGGAGCUAUCCAAGUGUUUGUCCACUGUCAUUGAAGACCUUGCUAAUGGAUCAUCAGAGUCUGGCUCGGAGUUUAGCUCACUGCCAAUUGAAGGAAGUUCACUGACAAAAGACAAUGAACAAGAGCUAAAGGAGCUUAUCCAGGCAGGACAGUUCGCAAAAGCAGUAAAACUUGUGCAUGUUUUCAAGGAAAAUAUACCAG